Messenger RNA from Talaromyces rugulosus, 294 nucleotides. RefSeq lists its product as uncharacterized. The coding region runs from base 1 to 294 and encodes 97 amino acids. NCBI's taxonomy places the organism in Eukaryota, Fungi, Ascomycota, Eurotiomycetes, Eurotiales, Trichocomaceae. The record is from RefSeq and is a predicted model, not a curated record. The transcript has a single exon.
AUGCUGACGAGGGCUUUCAACUUGGUCAGCGCCGCCGCUGAUAGACCCCACGAGGUUACAGGCGAUGCUGACGAUCCACAAACACGAGGCUCCUCAGGAGGGCUUGUCGCCGCCUCUACUGAUCCUUUCGGAAAUACCGAUGAUCUCAGAUGCUUCGGCACUUGUCUCAAAUCAACGUGGCUUAUCGAUAGGGCAAUUCGCCGACGACAAAUUGCAACGAAUGCUGACGCUGUCGUGCGCUCGAAUGACUUCUACAUCGGCCUAGACCGCCCGGCUUGUGCAGGAUCGACUUAA